Symbiodinium necroappetens is the source of this 1086-nucleotide messenger RNA. The record is from the annotation of a GenBank genome assembly. NCBI's taxonomy places the organism in Eukaryota, Dinophyceae, Suessiales, Symbiodiniaceae.
AUGGGACCAGGCUCCUUACGGCCCGGAUGGGCUGAAUGUGGCUUUAAGAUGCGCGGCCGGCCAUUAGGGCCCUACAGCGUCGGAGGCGUUGUCUGCGCCGUGGCUCUCCUGGUCGUCUUUGUGAAAAGCGGGCAUCGGGUCAAAGCCACGCUCGCCUCGUUCGGGGCGUUGCUAGUCUUCUGGCGGCUGCGAGCGCGCUUGCACCGGGCCCCGAAAGCCUGCAAGCUGCGGAAGAGCGUGCACUUCAACAUGAGAGUAGGCUGCAUGUCCGUUCCCAACUUAUUGGACCUGCCAGAGAAUCGCAAGGCUGCUUUGUGGUGGCAGCCGGAUGAUUUUGCAGAGUUCUUGAAGGUUCGGCUGGAGAUUGCCAAGGCAUACAAGACCGCCGCGCAGAGUCUCGGUGUCGAGAUGCCAAGUGUUUGCAGUGUGGGGCCUCAUGCCCGAAGGGCUUACGUGGCCAUGGUCGAAGCAUAUCCUAGCCUGAAAGACGAGUCUAGGCGUGGUUUGGGCCUUGGCCGAAAGCGCCAGCGGGCCAAGAACCGGGACGCAUACAUCGCAGCUGUGGUCAAGGAGCAGCAGAGGCAGCAUGACCUUUCACACUUUGACGAGGAGGCCAUAGCCGCGGUGGCCAUGCGGGUUUCGCAGCAGGAUCGAGACUAUGCCCACUUCCUCGCAAAGAUGUAUUUCGAGCAGGACAGAGCAGAUGAAGCCGGGACUACGAUCGAUGCUGACAUCACGGCAGCCCUCUUCAACUUGAACAAUCCUGCCAGCAUUGCAGACGACCGUGGUUGCUCCAAAGAGACAAUAGAUGAUGAGGAAAACUCGCCCAGCCGUCAACACACACAGCAGCAGCCUGGAGAGGAUCGCUACACCGAGGAGGAGGUGAAGUGGGAGGGCACCCCGCAGGGCACGCAUUCUGUGGCAUUGACUAAAGGCUGGGGCCUUUCCAAAGACAAGCUGCAGGCGGCUGGCCUCAGCGCCACCGGCCACUCCUUGCUGAAGCGGUCAAGGGACGCUCCUUGUCCCCAAGAAGACAGCGAACUCAGCAGCGCUGAAAGCGAUGGUGUCGGCAGCGAAUAUGAUUGA